AUGCCAAACGCAGAACCAUUUACAAAACCAAUGGAUCUGCUCAAACCAUCAAAACCAUUUCUUUUGCACAACCACUUAAUGCAACUUCUCCAUUUCACAAUACUGCUUCACCUGGACACUUGUCACACUUUCCUUGUGCCCAAGAGAUAUGACCUCGUCAAAUGCAAAUAUCAGCUCAAAAGUAGCCCUGCCAAAAUCCCUUGUUCAUCUAAAGACAUGGAAGACUCAUGUACAUAG
Arabidopsis thaliana (thale cress) is the source of this 237-nucleotide messenger RNA. RefSeq lists its product as uncharacterized. The coding region runs from base 1 to 237 and encodes 78 amino acids. The transcript has a single exon. The record is from RefSeq and is marked reviewed. Lineage: Eukaryota; Viridiplantae; Streptophyta; Magnoliopsida; Brassicales; Brassicaceae.